Molecule: messenger RNA, 1075 nt
Organism: Corylus avellana
Lineage: Eukaryota; Viridiplantae; Streptophyta; Magnoliopsida; Fagales; Betulaceae
Product: Rho termination factor
Biological process (GO): DNA-templated transcription termination
Source: RefSeq, a predicted model, not a curated record
UAUUCAGAAUCUCAGAUUUCCCAGAAAAAUAUGAAUGCAGUAGCAGUUUUCCGUUCUCAUUCUGCCCUUCAGUUUCCCUCUUUCCUCUCGUUCAGCGGGCAGCCCAGCCUGGGAGGAAAACCCAUCUCUCUGAAAGAGAUUGCAGAUGGGCCUUUACUCUUUGACUCCCAAAAGGUUUUUCCUCGCUUAACUGUCUUAAGCAUAAGAUCUGAUGGGCAUAAAAGACACGGACCUCCAAGGAGAAGUUCGGAUUCAAGAAGAAGAAAGGAGGAUGAAAAUGAGACACCUCAAUCAUCUGAUGGUAAAAAGUCCAAAUCAUCUAACCAGGAAGAGAUAAUUGCUCUGUUCCGACGAAUUCAGUCCUCAAUCUCAAAGGGAGAGUCUCUAAGUACAAAGAAGAGAAAUUCCAACUUGUCUGAGGAUAAGCCCUCACCUGAAUCAAUUCUCGACGUUCUUCGCAAAUCAAGGAAGCAAGCGAAAGACAAAACUUCAGACAAGGAAGGUGAUAAGGUGUUGAUAAGAAGAAGAGGUGUGCCCCAGAAAGAGCAGGCAGUGCAGAACAGUCAACAGGUAGCAGACUUAAAGUCAACUCGGCCGCCAUCGGAAUUUGUGAAGAGAUCCCCAAUACCGUCUCCAUCAACCCCAAGAGGAAAGAUACUUGAGUUGAAUGGUGAAGCAUUGGCGGCUAGAGAUGGAAGCAAGGAGUUGAAUUUGCCGGGAAUAGAGGGAAUGAAACUAACAGAGCUUAAAGAAGUAGCAAAGUCUAGAGGAAUGAAGGGUUACUCAAAACUGAAGAAGAGUGAGCUCGUAGAGUUACUGAGGUCCUAAAACAAUGGGAAGUUUUCCUGAGAUGAGAAACAUAGAAUCCAACAGUUUGAAGUUACAAAGUACUGACAAAAGAAGGUGAUCUUUCUAGCGUUUGAUGUAUCAUUGAAGGUCCUCUGUUUUUUGUUUUCAUUUUCCUUGUUUGUUUGGUUUUCAUGACUUAUAAUUUUAGCUACAUGAACAGAUUCUAUUGUAACGAAAUUUCCUGUAGUUACAUGGUCUUAUGUGCAAAGUGCCAACGGUUCUGUUU